Messenger RNA from Dendrobium catenatum, 1419 nucleotides. RefSeq lists its product as uncharacterized. Bases 1 to 1419 code for a protein of 472 amino acids. The transcript has 2 exons. NCBI's taxonomy places the organism in Eukaryota, Viridiplantae, Streptophyta, Magnoliopsida, Asparagales, Orchidaceae. Gene Ontology annotation, molecular function: DNA binding. The record is from RefSeq and is a predicted model, not a curated record.
AUGGAAGCACCUAGUAAUCAGACUUCAGGUUCAACUUAUACUGUGCGUGAGAAAGUGGACAUUGCUUGGAAUCAUUUUACUGAAGUUAAAGGAGCUGAUGGGAAGAAACAAUUUAAAUGUUUACAUUGUGGUAUUUCAUACAAGGGAGGAGGAAUUAAUAGAAUGAAACAACAUUUAGCAGGUGUAAAGGGGAAUAUAGCUGCUUGCAAGAAGGUCCCACAUGAUGUUAGAUAUCAAAUGCAUGAAAACUUGAAGGAAAUUUCAAGAAAAAAACAACAAGCACAGGAAGAGUUGGACACUACGCCAUUUCCUGUGGAUGAUGCUAUAGAUGAAGAGAGAGAUUCAUGUUCUCUACCAAAAACACAAUCUUCUCAAGCACAUGAGAGUAAAGGAAAAAGAAAAGCUUCCGAUAUGGAUACCUUCUUUGCCCCUAGAACUACACGAGGUUCCCAACCUUCAAUUAAGAGUGCUUUAGCAACUAAGGAAGUUGUGCACCGUGCAGAUAUGGCAUUAGCAAGGUGGUUUUUUGAUUGCUGCAUUCCUUUCAAUGCUCUUAAUUCAAUAUAUGCACAGAAAGCGAUUGAUGCCAUUACUGCAAUAGGUCCUGGUUACAAGCUCCCCAGUUAUCAUAACAUGAGAGUAAACUUACUUAGGGAUUGUAAGGAAGAAUGCAGGCUACUCAUUGAUGGUUAUAAACAAACUUGGAAGGAAACAGGUUGUACACUUAUGGCAGAUGGAUGGACUGACAGUAGGAGUAGAACUCUAAUCAAUUUUUUGAUAUAUUGUCCUCGUGGUGUUUCUUUUUUAAAAUCUGUUGAUGCUUCAGACAUCACAAAGGAUGCUUCCACUUUGUGCUCUUUAUUUAUUGAGAUUGUUGAGUGGGUUGGUCCAGAGAGUGUUGUUCAAAUAGUUACUGAUAAUGCUGCUAAUUACAAGAAGGCAGGUCAACUGUUACAUGAAAGAUUCAACAAUAUAUACUGGUCACCUUGUGCUGCACAUUCAUGGCUUAGGAGAAGGCCAGGUUGGAAGGAGAUCGUGCGUCCUGGAGCUACCCGCUUUGCAACAACCUUCAUAACUUUGAAAAGUGUAUAUGAGCACCAUCAUGAUCUACAAGCACUAAUUACAAGCAAGUUCUUUACGGAUUCGAAGAUAUCCAAAACCUCUAAGGGAAAGGAAGUUGCUUCAAUUAUUUUGGACUUGAGGUUUUGGGAUAAUUGUCUUAUUAUUUCAAAGAUAUCGGGCCCCUUGAUUAGGUUAUUGCGUAUCGUUGACUCUGAUGAAAAACCAUCCCUUGGAUAUCUAUAUGAUGGCAUGUACAGGGCAAGGAAAGCUAUUAAAGCUCUGUUCAGAAAUGUAAAUAGAUCAUAUAAGCCUUUUACUAUUAUAAUCAAAAGAAGAUGGGAUACUCAAUUAAGAUAA